This is a messenger RNA of Monosiga brevicollis MX1, 621 nucleotides long. RefSeq lists its product as uncharacterized. The record is from RefSeq and is a predicted model, not a curated record. The transcript is spliced from 6 exons. Lineage: Eukaryota; Choanoflagellata; Craspedida; Salpingoecidae. Bases 1 to 621 code for a protein of 206 amino acids.
AUGGCAGCUUCCACAGCCGUGAACACGGGCCGAGCCAUUGGCAAAUUGGGAACUGGCUUUACUGCCUUUUUCCUUUGUGACAUGCAAGAGCGCUUUCGUGACCAAAGUCAUCACUUUGCCGCCGUUGCCACCGUCUGCAACCGUCUGACGGCAGCGUCCAAGGUGAUGAACAUCCCUCUCAUUGUCACAGAGCAGUACCCCAAAGCUUUGGGCCAUACAGUGCCGGAAAUUGUCCAUGAUCACGCUGUCAUCAACGUACCCAAAACUAAAUUCUCCAUGGUCACGGAUGAGGUUCAAAGCUACCUGAAGGAGAACACCCACGUCAAGUCAGCCCUCCUUUUUGGCAUUGAGGCACACGUGUGUGUAUUGCAAACAGCCCUCGACCUGCUGGAGGAUGGCUAUGACGUGCACGUCGUAGUCGAUGCUACCUCUUCUCGCAAUCCGCCGGAGCGCAUGUAUGCCUUUGAGCGAAUGCGCCAAUCCGGUGCCUUUCUCACCACGGCUGAGUCAGCCCUCUUUCAGCUCAUGGGUGACAGCAAGCACGAGCACUUCAAGGAGGUGCAGAAGCUCAUCAAGGACCUGCCACCCGACUCGGGCCUGCUGGCUGCUCGCGUGCAGUAG